CCCUCAGUGCAGGGAGACCUUCACACCAAGGCCCUUCUUGAAGAAGAACGUCAUGUUGGCAGAGUUAGUGGAGGAUCUGAAGAAGACUGGACUCCAAGCUGCUCCUGCUGAUCGCUGCUAUGCUGGACCUGAAGAUGUGGCCUGUGACGUCUGCACUGGGAAGGAAGAUGAAAGCUGUUAAAUCCUGUCUGGUCUGCUUGGCCUCUUUCUGUGAGAAACACCUCCAGCCUCACUAUGACUCUUUAGCUUUCAGGAAACACAAACUCGUGGAGGUUCCUGCAAAGCCCCAGCAGAACAUCCGCUCUCGUCACGAUGAGAUGAGGAAGAUUUUACGUGAUAAAUAUAAAAAAGACCUAGCCGCGGCAGAAAGGACUGACGAGCAGAAGGAGGUUAAGGUGAGUCGACAGCAAGUCCGAGAGAAAGACGUGAAGCUGCUUCGGCAGCAGGUGGGGGCCGUCCGUGUCUCCGCUGAUAACGUAGAGCACAGUAAAGCUGCACCUCCCUCCUCUGUCAACAAGGCGGUGAAAAACAGGCCUCUCUCAGUGCCGACACCUCCUGACCCAGCCCCUGCCCCGGGCUGUGCUGUCUCUUCAGACAUGAAGAAACUGCAGCAGAGAGAGAAAAUCAUCAAGUACUUCGACAAAGACAAACCAGCGCCUGUUAUCACCUCCGGUUCGUCGAAGGUUUGUGGGAAAUGUGGCGAGGCUCUGUCCAGCACUCAGACGGCUCUGAAGGCCCUGGACAAAGUCUUCCACGCCAGCUGCUUCUGUUGCAUGAGCUGCUGUCGCCCCCUGCAGGGCUUGCCGUUCUAUGACAGGGAAGGCUCGCCACAAUGUGAGCGUUGCUACAAGAAUUCCCUGCCUGCGUGCUCUCGAUGUGGAGAGAAAAUCACCGACUGUCUGCUGAAGGCAAUGGGAAGGUGUUUCCAUCCCCGAUGCUUCCUCUGCAGCACCUGCUCCUGCAAACUGGAGGGAGGUCCCUUUGUUGCAGGUGAAGACAACCAGCCCUACUGUGUCCAGGAUUACCACAGGCGUUUCUCUCCUCUGUGUGAGAGCUGCAAGGAGCCUAUUAUUCCAGCUCCAGGCAGUGAGGAGAUGGUGAAAGUGGUGGCUCUAGACAAGAACUUCCAUGUCAAGUGUUACCGAUGUGAGGACUGUGCUCGCCCACUUUCUCUUGAAGGGGAUAAAUGCUCAGGUUAUCCUCUGGAUGGCAGGAUCCUGUGCAUCAAGUGCUGCAGCAAGAGAACCAAGCAGUGAUUGGCUGCUGCAACAUCUAUAAGAUGGACCAUAUUUAAAAACACAUCAGUUGUUGGUUCCCCUUUGUAGCAAAGCUUUAUGAAAUAUGUGUACAAGCGUGUUCACUGGAGCACUCGGAGCAGUAACCCCCACUCUGUGGAUACCUGGAGAAACAUCAGACAUCUCAGUCCGGGAGAUCUUAGGAACAGCUAAGAUCUUAAGAAGAUCCCUUAAGCUCACAGGCCUCUGGUGGAGGACCUGAGCUUGAGAAACGGAGAACCAUCCACCUGCUCAGGAGUAUGAGGGGUGGGUGAGAGACCCGUUUAUAUAUAAGAUUUUUGCUGGUCUGAUGCAAUAUUAAUAUCUUAAAUGUUCGGUUUUUAUUAGCUGGAAGUGUGUAAAAGUCAUAAUUAACAGAAAUAAAUGAUCCACCAUGGCUGAAUUGUCAUUUAUUUAGGGACAGUGUUAAAUGUUAAUUGUUGACACCUCUAAAACUGUAUCUGUGUUUCCAGGAGUGAUUUGCUUGAAGAAUUCCUCUGUUCAUUUACUUGUGAAAUCUCAGGACCUCUGAAGGGUUUCUGUAUUUAAUUUAAUUGUAAUAAACACUAAGGUUGUGUUU
Fundulus heteroclitus (mummichog) is the source of this 1854-nucleotide messenger RNA. RefSeq names its product zyxin. Lineage: Eukaryota; Metazoa; Chordata; Actinopteri; Cyprinodontiformes; Fundulidae. Gene Ontology annotation, biological process: integrin-mediated signaling pathway; transforming growth factor beta receptor signaling pathway. The transcript has a single exon. The record is from RefSeq and is a predicted model, not a curated record. Bases 120 to 1256 code for a protein of 378 amino acids.